AUGACGACAAAAGGUGCCACGAUGGAUGAGAUUCGCCAAUUGGAUCGGUCUUCGCAACAACAGAGAUCGAAUUCAGCGAGGGGGUUUCGGUUGACGGAUGCAGAGAUCGAGCAACUGAUGGAAUCCCUCGAGCACGAGGAGGAGGGCAAAGAGAGGACUUGGGCUCGGUGGUUUGUGGAGACUUAUCUCCAGCACUGUUCUUGGUACUUUCCUCGUAAAGACAUUCCUGGUGCUCCAUCAUUAUCCUAUUCUUGGGCUUACUACGAGCGUGUGACACUCCCUCGUCAUUUUGUCGGUCCAGCCAAGAGGCGAGCAGAGCCAAAUGAAAAGGGAGAGACUGAACUCUACAAUCCGUGGAAAACAAAGCAAAAGCACUUGGUGGAAUUUGGAAUUGGGGUUGAUCUAUAUUUCCAAUCAGUGCGUGCCAUCUCGAUCAUGUUUUUAGUUGCAGCAUUGUGCAACGUGCCAAGCAUAUAUCACUAUGCUGUGAACUAUAGUGACGACAGAGGGAGGCGUUGGGGCCUGGAAGGAAGCGCAGAGUGUGCUUCUACCUACUGGGCAUACUGCGAGGAUUGCACAAGAGAGCUUUUCCCCGGAGAGUCAGCAUCCCGGUUGGCCGAGGCGGAUGAUGGCAGUUUGUUGGCAAUGAGGAAUGAUUGUGACGUAACACUGAUGUUGGGGGCUGUCAAUUGGUUCACGUGGGUUUUCUUCUUUCUUUUCCUGACCGGCAUGUCCAUGUACCAAACAACCCGAGAGAUCCGUUUUGAUGAAGACAAACUGACAGCCAAAGAUUACUCUGUUGCAGUGAAGAAUCCACCACCGGAUGCUCUAGACCCAGACGAAUGGCGAGACUUCUUUGCACAAUUUGCAGAGAAGCAAGUGACACUUGUGUCACUUCACCUCGACAAUGAAGAGAUGCUGCGAACCCUUUUGCUUCGUCGAAUACAAAGGGACCAGUUACGGCGAAUGUUGCCCAAAGGAACAGAUCUAGACGAUGAAGAUGCGCUACGGAUGGCUGUCGAUGUUCAUAUUCGAGAAAGAGACGCGGAGCCGCAAGGGUGCGUAGGAUGCGUGCUGGAGUUCUUGCUAUUUAAGCCCUUGAGAAUGUUUGGUUUGCUUGCAAAGGCGGAGUCAUGCCUAGAGCGCAUUGACACUCUCACUGAAAAGAUCAAGGAGCUUCAGCUCCAAGAAUAUGAGCUUUCUAAGGUCUACGUUACAUUCGAAACAGAAGAAGGGCAACGGUCAGCUCUCGAGGCGCUUUCUGCAAGUCGUGUCGACAUUAUCAUGAACAAUACGCACAAUAUCCCUCCGAGCGCCAUCUUUCGCGAUAGAGUACUCAGAGUGAUAGAUCCAACCGAACCCAAUGCAGUUCGUUGGCAGGACCUUAGUGACUCGAAGCUGUACCGAGUUCUGGCCAGUUUUGCAAAUUUUAUCGUGACCAUCGGACUGAUUGCUGUUGCUGGUUACUGUGCAGAUAUAACGCGUCAAGAGCUGGGGCCUCGGAUGUCUGCUGCUUUGGUGGCGAUUUUCAAUGGUGGCAUUCCCUUUGUAUUGCAACAGUUGAUGAUGUUCGAGAGACACCAAACUGAAGGAGGUUAUCAAUCAUCUCUUUACUUCAAGAUUACACUGUUUCGUUGGUUCAAUACAGCUAUGGUACUACAGUUCAUAACACCAUUUACCUCUUCCAUUAGCACUGGACGGAACGAUCUGCUUCCCAGUAUCAGUGCCAUCCUUUGGGCGGAACUCUUUAUCACUCCAUUCAUUCGAUACGCCGAUUUCCCGGGGAACCUCCAGAAGCACAUAUUGGCGCCGCGUGCGGUAACUCAAGAGCAAAUGAACCUUUGCUUCCUUGGCACUCGGUACAACCUUGGAGAAAGAUACACAGACCUUACAAAGGUACUGUUUGUCUGCUUCUUCUACAGUGCCCUGUUCCCGGCAUCUUUCUUCUUUGGGUUUGCGAUUUUGUUGGUACAAUAUUAUGUGGACAAGAUUUGCCUAGUGCGAAUCUGGGGUGUGGCCCCGUCGCUUGGCAACAAGCUCGCAGUAUUCAGCCGGAAAUACUUUUUCACUGGGGCUCUGGUGGCCUUCAUCAUAUCUUCUGCGUACGCCUGGGCCGAAUUCCCUUACGACAAUCUAUGUGACCCUGAGGGUGGUACUAUCUCCAAGAUUAUUCCGCAGCGUAAUGCCUCCGCCCUCCGUUUCAGCGACGAUAAACGCAUAGAUGUGAAUGUGGGACAGGAGGAGCCUGUAAGAUUCUGCCACCAAGGCUACCGUGGCCAACUUGAAACCUACGGCUUCAACUUUCCGCCUUCGGUCCUGGCUCAACCAGACGGUUUGAAAUGGAUGACAGAAGACCAGGAGACAAUCGUCACAUGGUUCUAUUGGUCUGUCAUUUUGGCCAUGGUUGCCUUCUUUAUCAUUGGCUUUUUGCGGAUUACUACCAAGGCCAUUGUGGGUUGCUUCCGCAGUAAUUAUGAGCCGACGGGAUCAAGCCAAAGGAUCGACUUCAGCUGCAAUCAAGAUAUUGUGGCUUAUUUUCCGUCCAUCAAGUUGUUUACUUAUCCAUUCCCUUUCAUAGCGGCCAACAUUGACGAUCUCGAUCCAGAUCUGGUAGGCUUUACUGACACUGACAAGCACUUGGACCACUGGAAUCUGAUGUUUGACGUUCCAUUUCCAGGAAUGCAUCGGCGGAAGCGAAGCCUUAACGACCCCGAACCAUCUCCGGACGAACCAUCUCCGGAAGACGAGUUGCAACCGGAACAGGCUGGCAACACUGAACGCCCCAUAUUUGGAAUUGUCAAGCACUAUCCCCCGGAUUGGUGGGUAUCAGAAGCAUUAAAGAAAAACAGAUAG
Seminavis robusta is the source of this 2853-nucleotide messenger RNA. The record is from the annotation of a GenBank genome assembly. Lineage: Eukaryota; Bacillariophyta; Bacillariophyceae; Naviculales; Naviculaceae.